This is a messenger RNA of Hansenula anomala, 234 nucleotides long. RefSeq names its product Mra1p (gene MRA1). The record is from RefSeq and is a predicted model, not a curated record. The transcript is spliced from 2 exons. Lineage: Eukaryota; Fungi; Ascomycota; Saccharomycetes; Phaffomycetales; Wickerhamomycetaceae. Bases 1 to 234 code for a protein of 77 amino acids.
AUGAGAGCUUCAAGAGUUUUAUUAAAUGCUUCUAAAAAAGGUGGUUUUAACAUCCCAUUAGAAUUGACCCCAUUAUUUGUUGCUAUGGGUGUUGCUGUUGCUUCUGCUGGAUUCUUCACUUAUAAAAAAUUGGCUUAUGAUGGUUCUUUAAGAUUAACUAGAAAUCCAAGACAACAAAGUGAUGAUUUAAGUCAAUAUUUGAAAAAAGAUGAAGAAGUUAAAAAAUCUGAUUAG